AUGGAACGAGGAAGAGGAGGGACUCUGAAGAUUCUGUUCCUGUUGACACUCUGUCUGCAAGCCUUCACUGGUCAAUGCCAAGAUUCAGGGCAUUCCUCUGAACUGAGGAUUGUUCUGGUGGGGAACACUGGAUCAGGGAAGAGUGCAACAGGAAACACCAUCCUGGGGAGAAAGGUGUUUAGAGAUGCCUUCUCCCUUGAGUCUGUGACUGAUCACUGUGAGAAACAGAGUGGAGUGGUGGAUGGGAGGAAGAUUGAUGUCAUCGACACCCCGGGGCUCUAUGACACAACAAUGUCUCAAGACAAGAUGAAAAGUGAAAUAGAAAAGGCCAUCUACAUGUCAGUCCCAGGACCCCACGCCUUCCUGCUGGUGAUCAGACUGGGGAGGUUCACAGAGGAGGAGAGGAACACUGUGAAGUGGAUCCAGGAGUUCUUUGGAGAAGAAGCAUCAAAGUACACCAUCAUUCUGUUCACCGGUGGAGACCAGCUGGAGGACGUAUCAGUGGAGGACUUUGUGAAUGACAGUCAGGAGCUUAAGAAACUCGUCAAGGUCUUUAAGGGCAGACAUCAUGUCUUCAAUAAUAAAAAGAAGAAUGACAUCACUCAGGUCACAGAGCUGCUGAAGAAGAUAGAUGAGAUGGUGAUGAAGAAUGGAGGACAACACUACACCAAUGAGAUGUACCAGGAGGCCCAGAGGAAGAUCAAAGAAGAGGAGGAGAGGAAGAAACAGGAAGAGGAGAAGAGAGGACAGCAAGAGAGGGAGAAACUGGAGGGGGAGAUCAGGAAACGUGAAGAGAAGGUGAGAGAGGAGGAGGAGAGGAAGAAACAGGAGAAG
This is a messenger RNA of Salvelinus namaycush (lake trout), 834 nucleotides long. RefSeq names its product GTPase IMAP family member 4-like. Gene Ontology annotation, molecular function: GTP binding. Lineage: Eukaryota; Metazoa; Chordata; Actinopteri; Salmoniformes; Salmonidae. The transcript is spliced from 2 exons. The annotation marks the transcript as partial. The record is from RefSeq and is a predicted model, not a curated record.